Messenger RNA from Symbiodinium sp. CCMP2592, 426 nucleotides. The record is from the annotation of a GenBank genome assembly. NCBI's taxonomy places the organism in Eukaryota, Dinophyceae, Suessiales, Symbiodiniaceae.
GUGCUGAUCAUGACUCUGCCCUGCUUGCAGCACCUUCGCUUCUACUUCGGCUACUGGGGUCUAGAGCUCGGAAUGGUUUACGACAUCAGCUUCUUCCUGCUGCUGUCCUCAAUUACCAUCACGGUGCUGACGUACUUCCUGUUCUUCCAGGCGUACAUCAUGCCUCUGGAAAUGAGCAUCCUGACGAUCGCAAUUGCCGCCGUCAUCGUUGAAAGCGUCUGUGGGAUCAUCAAUGUUCUGCAGACGCUGAAGCUGGCUCCGCUCACCUUCUUCCAGACGCUGCUCCUUCUGUCGGCGAUCAUCUCGGUGAUCAUGGUGACCUCGGGCUUCUUGGUGAAAGAGCUGCUGCCAAACGAGAUCACCUUCGACCACUACUGGAUGCCUGCCGGAGGGCAGCCCUACGCGGUGGCAGCGCCUUCGAGCUGA